GUGCUUCAAAGCGCUGCCUACUGCCGAAGCUAUUAUUCACUGUGUUCUAAUUCUACGUACAGACCUGAAACGAAGGGAACCAUGCCACCGAAAGGAAGACUACCACGCCGAAACAAGGCUGGAAAGAAUGAACUCAAUCUCGAGGCUGUUUCGGAAGAGCGGAUUGAUGCUGUAACUGCAGAACCGCUUGAUCCCGUCAAGUUUAUCGAGGUUUUGAGCCCCGAUCGGACACUCCGUCUCUUCUACAACACAAGCACGCUCAUCCGUAUCGCGCUCGACAAAGGCGGUUUCAUGCAGCCGCCGCACUUCCGCGAGCCGAUGUCGAAUGCAUUGCGCAAGCGAAUCGAGAGCAUUGAGGGCAAGAAGUUUCGCUUUGAGUCGCGCAAUUCAAUCGUGCCCACCGAUGAAGGCGGCGAAGGAAACGGGGUUAACAUACUGCACCGGCAUGUGUACUUUGAUCAGAUCAUGGACGAGUUUUAUCUUCUGAGCCCAGCCGAAGUGUAUGUUUGCCCAGUGUGCUACGAACACUACAUGAAGACUCGCUAUUUGCCCUCUCAGCUAGCGGAUCAGCGAACGGUACGUCAUCUGCGCAAUGGGAAACCCGUGGUGGACCCACUGAAUGUCCUCUCAUCCAUGCAAGGGGAGGAUCCCGUAGACGGCGAAAACGACGGAUCUCCCAUUGCUCUCAAUGACUCAUGGGACAACAUACUCGCGCACAUUGUGUUCCGAAAAGCGGCCCUAUGGAGAGCGCACAUGGAAAAGCACCACGAUAUCAACGGCGUCGGCGCUGGCGAUUAUCGCCUUCGCGACGUUCUCUGCACAUAUUACAAUGAUUACAAUCAAUGGAAUGAAGAGAAGUACGAGGACGAAAUGCGACAGUAUGGUGACUCCAAGAAGCGGACGGCUUUGACACAGCAGCGGUAUUGGCACAUCAAUGCCAGCUACAACCGACUUCGCUACAAUCGCGUGGUUGUCGCCGCUGAACUGGCUGCAGGGCACCCGGAGGCGGUGACUGAAAGCGCGUUCCCCAAUGAGACCAUAGCGCAUCACUUCAACCCCGAAGAUGAGAAUGAGGACGACUUCAUUGACGAUGACGAAGAGAGCGAAAGGGACGACUACAUACGUCCGUAUUCACCGACAAACGACGGCUUUAACGACGAAGAUUCAGAGGAAAGCGAAGAGAACGACCCGCUUCCCGCGAGAGGCCGAAAACGCACACGUGAGUACACUGUGGCAAGUGAGUCGGACUCGCAAAGCUCGUCCGACUCGGCCUCAACAGAGACCUCAUCCGGCGAUUCGGAAUACAAUGCAAGAGUGAGCAAGCAGCGUUCUUUGUUUAAGCAAGGACUUUUAGCCGAGCGGGAUUGCUACUACUCACGUCUGUCAGCGGAGGAUCGACGCUUUGUCGAAAGGAGCCAACGCUCCUCCGUGGCACCAAGUCAGUUGUAUGACCCACGAAUGCAUCAGGGUCCGUCGAAGAGCAAUGCAGUAGAUGAUGACGUUGACUGGGAGAACAUUGGCGAAGUCCUUCCAGUCAAACAUGCUGCGAAACUCUUCAAGUCAGAAGCAAAGGGUCUUCCACCGAAGGAACACUCCUUAACGCCGGCGAGGACGACUCUUCUGCUAGACGACGAUGACACAAAAACGGCGUCUGAUCCAAUCGCUGCAAAAGCAAGUCCUAACCAUGUGUCGCGUCUGCUGCUCGAUGAGGACGACUGA
This is a messenger RNA of Leptomonas pyrrhocoris, 1719 nucleotides long. RefSeq lists its product as hypothetical. NCBI's taxonomy places the organism in Eukaryota, Euglenozoa, Kinetoplastea, Trypanosomatida, Trypanosomatidae. The record is from RefSeq and is a predicted model, not a curated record. The transcript has a single exon. The coding region runs from base 82 to 1719 and encodes 545 amino acids.